Plectropomus leopardus (leopard coralgrouper) is the source of this 3789-nucleotide messenger RNA. Lineage: Eukaryota; Metazoa; Chordata; Actinopteri; Perciformes; Serranidae. The record is from RefSeq and is a predicted model, not a curated record.
CCACUCGACUCCAUAUCCAUGUCCAGAUUUGGCCCGCGGGCCGUAAGUUGAGUGUCACUGUCCUAAACUAAUCCUGUCUGUCCAAAUAUUAUUAAGAUAUAAAAAGAAAAGUAUUCAGCCCGAGAGCCGCGGCGGAACUGUACGGCACACCGCGUUUUCCACACGGACCGCAAACGCAUGAACACCGACCAAAAUGUAAACAGACGAAACAAACGCGGGAAAGUUCAGUGAACAUUUUUCUCAGACGACAGGAAAACAGCAGCGGCCAUGACAGACAUUUUAGGACUCGUGUUCAGGACUUUUGCGUCGCAGACGGAUGUAAAGCAGCAGCUCGCUGCCGGUCUGCCGCCCCCUGCAGCCGGCAGCAGCGCUCUGCUGGUCGGCCGCUCCGGGACCAGCCGCUCCGGGACCAGCCGCUCCGGGACCAGCCCCUCCGAGAUCAGCCGCUCCGUGCUGCUGCUGGCGGCCGUGACAGCAGCCUCGGAGGCCGGCGUCAGGGUGGUGUUCUUCAGCCGGACUCAGAUCCAGAGCCUCCCGGUGUGUCUGCAGCAGAGUUUUCUGAGCGCGGACAGGCUGAAGAAAAUCAAGUUUUCCUAUCCCAGGACACUUGAGGAGCUGCUGCAGCAGGUGGCCAGCCUCCACGAGUCGUCCAACACGUCUCCCAGCCCUCCCUCGCUGAUCAUAGUCGACAGGCUGGACGGUUAUCUGUGUGGUGCUGCAGGCGGCGGCCACGGUGGAUUUCAGCCGGGAGAGCAGUCCUGCGCCGCGCACCUCUCCGCGCUGCUGUGCGACAGCGCCGCCUUCCUCACACGGCUGCUGAGGCAACGCUGCUCGAGCUCCCCCGCCUGCCGCGUCAUCGUCUCUUUCCACUCUGAAAAGGACAUGUUGCAAGCCGGUGCGGAGACCUCUUCCACAGAUCCCAUCCUCGACGUUCUAGAUCGGUAUUUCCCGGUGCGCUGCACUCUGGAUCGAGACCGGAGCUAUGAGGCCACAGCAGCUGGACUGCAGGAGGUGUGGCACGUUUACUUUUCUGGGACGGGCAUCACAGACCCUGACCCUGACCCUGAUCCUGAUCCUGACCCUGACCCUGACCCUGACCCUGAUCCUGACCCUAACCCUAGCUUUAACCCUGACCCUGACCCUGACCCUGACCCGGCUGCAGCACGAGAGUGGCAGUUGUUGAUUUCCACUGAUGGUUCAAUGGAGUUUAAGAUGGUUUGAAAACGUCUGUAUCAAAGACUGUCGCAGCAGAAAGUUGAAGGUGGAUUUGUGUGCAUUUUUUCGGGAAAAUGCUGUUUUUUCUUUGGCGGUUGGUUGUUGGAAGUGAGGAUGAGAAGCAGUAUGAGAGGCCUUUACAUGCCAUCUUCCACGUUGAGCAGAUGGUUUGUUUUCAGGAUGGUUUCAGCCGUCUCUUCCUGUUUACUGAUCAGAGCAGUUCUUGUCUUUGAUCCGAGCGUCGCUCCUCUGGUACCAAACCAGCCGCUCAGCUCCGUGUUUCCCUAAAGAACCACCAAACCUACAUCAAAGGAGUAUCAGUGAUGAAAAGCGACUGCUGUCGCCUCACUAAGCUUCCCGCAGAGCCUCAAAAACUCUUAAACGGCACUGAAUUCGUCAAUGUAAAGAUAAGGCCUUAAUUGAUAUUAUAUUGAGUUAAAAAUGCCCAGACAUUAGUUUUUUUUUCUGAUGUUGCCUUGUAAAAUCUCAAAAUAAUUAACAUCUAUUUUUUGUUAAAUAAUUUACCACAUUCCUCCUCUUUAACACGUCAGGAAUGAAUCCAGGAAGUGAAGUGAGACACAAAGAAUCGCCGAGAAAACCGUCCAGAAAUGCCAAAUAUUCCCACUUAUGUUGGUAAACUAAAUAGAUACUUUUAUGAAAAUAUAAUAUGUUUAUUGUCUUACAUGUGUUUCGCUCUAAAAAGGUCUGGGUUUUUUUCCAACAUUUGAUGUAAAUAAUCUAAAUUUUUCCCUGGACAGAAAAAGCCAUGGUUUGACUUGCCUACACGAACCCUGAAUAACAAAAACCAUUAAGACACGUUUCUGCUAAAGAGCUCAAAGGCUCAAGUUUGGCUCCCGCUCGCUGAGCUGAACUGCCAAUGAACAGUGUUUUCAUUCACCGUCGACUCCACUGACAAAGGCCAAAGGACACGCCGCAGCGACUACAGCGACAGAAUCUCAGCGGCGUCCCAAACCCGACCUUCGUGUUGGUGUGUCACGGCCGUUACCGCUGAUACAGCACGAUGUGAUCUGCCGCUCGCCCUCUCAGAUCUCAGCUAACAGGACCGCAGUGGUUGUAGAUGUACAACGUUUAAUGAAUGUUAAAAGACACAAAGUUUUGUCAAACAUGUGAAUAAAAUGUUACACAAUAAAAACAUUAACACAAACAUUGAGGACUGUUUUAAAAUGAACGGUGGUUACCAACAUUUUCAGCUGAGGACCCCUGAAAAUUAAGCAAAGUCUACUGCGACCAAAGGUCAAAAAACAAAACACCGUACAUCAAAAUAAACAUUUUGUAAAGCACAUUUAGGAUUUUUUAAAAAAUUAUUAUUUUUAAUUUAUUUUUCAUAUCCUUUUAAUCUUCUUGUGACCCUCAGUUUUGUUUUGUAGGGCCUAGAGGGGUCCCGUCCCUCAGGUUGAGAACCACUGAUUUACUACAUUGGCACGGUCAACGUGUGAGAUGUUGGACUGAAGUAUUUGAUAUCAAAGUUUUUUAAGUAUUUUAUACAUCAGAAGAAAAAUAGAAAACACUUAUUGUGAAAAAUAAACAAUUACUAAUGCAGAAUAUUAUUUUAAAACUUUCUGGAAAACAUGAAACAGCAGUACGCUACUUAAGUAAACUAAGAUCACGUUCUCUGAAAAUAUAUGUUGAAUAGGGGAAAAAAGCCUGAAUAAUACGUGACCCACACAUGUAAAAUAAUGGGAAUUAAAAAAUGGAUUUAAAAAACAAUCAUCUCUGAUCAAUUAUUAAUUGCUGUUGUGAAAAACAUGCAUUGAUUGAUAAGAAAUCGACUUUUGGUUGUGGGUUUUGAGCUUUGUUUUCUUUAUUUGUCUGUUACCCUAUAACUUUAAUCUUCAAAAAAUAUUCAGCAAUGUAAAGAAAUGCUUUUAUAUAUCUUUAGCUACUAUUAUAAUAAAUUCUUCUAAGCUAUAAAAGCAAACAAUCAUGAAAACCUUUUUUUUAAAAAAAAAAAAAAAAGCAGUGAAUGAAAUGUUUUGAAUAGAAACAUCCAUGUUAAGACAAACUGUACAUGUUCUGCCCUGUAGAUGGCAGCAGUGACUAAAAACGUGAUAAUGAAGACCUACUAACGGCUACAGUUACACGAGGAUGAAUUUUGCCUACAGUCGUACUAAUUAUACUUUGUUUGUUCCUGGAUGAUAAAAUACAAAAGUCAUCAUCAUUAUAUGAUUAUUUACAGAUACAGUGAGUUUCUUCCAGUUCGGAAAUGACAUUAACAUAACAGCUGUAGGGUUCAAGUGUUGGUUCUUUUUGAAGACUUAAAUUUCUAAAAUCUGAUCAUAAAUAUAUAGUUUCAUUUAAAAACAUACUUGAAUUUCCUAAAACGGCUUUGCACUCAACAAACGUUGAGUCAAGUUUGCAGUUUGCAGCCCCGUCACCAAAAGAAAAGGUUGCACGUUUCUGCAGACCACAGAUUCAAACAUAGGAGUUAUUUGGUGACCCCUGGACGCUUUUCCAGCUGCUAUUGUGCUGCCAAAUGUAAGUAUUUUAAUCUUUUAAAACAUGAUUAAAGUGGUUUGAUUUCUUUCAAAAAUGUGGCGAGAAGGCAAUGAGCAA